Paramecium sonneborni is the source of this 454-nucleotide messenger RNA. Lineage: Eukaryota; Ciliophora; Oligohymenophorea; Peniculida; Parameciidae. The record is from the annotation of a GenBank genome assembly.
AUGUAAAAUUUAGAAUAUAAUAAAGAAUUACACUAUCAGAAAUAAGUCAGAACACUCAAGUUACCCCUCAAACCUAAUCUCAAAGUUUUAGAUGUCAGUGGAUUGAAACUCAAAGAUCUCUCCUUUCUUACUGAUCAAUAAGAUAUUGAAAUUUUAAUUGCAGAAUCAAACGAAUUGACUAAUUAAUGUUUCAAAGAAAUUGCUCAUCUUAAAAAAUUAAAAAUACUUUCACUUCAAGAGUAUAUAUACAUAUAUUAUUCCAUUUAGCAAUCAAAUUGUUGAUGAUGCCAAUCUCAAAUUGCUAGCAGAUACAUAACUAAUAGAAUUGAGAUUACUUUUCAAUCCUAUUUGUCAAACAUAAUAAUACUAUAAAUUAAUUUAUAAGGCUUUGCCAAACCUAUACACUUUAGAUGAUUAUGAUCAAGAUGGUUUGCAAAUACAUAGUUUAUUUUGA